AUGAGCAACGGUCAGUUGAACCAACCCGGCGCAAUGUUCAAUAGGCCCACGCUGAAGCGCAACGGGUCCAGUUCCGCCGCGAUUUCCCACCUUCCAGUUUCCACACCUAACGGCACAUCAAGCAUACACAACACAAACAUACCCGAGCCGUUUUCCCCUGUAUCAUCUCAACCACCUGCCUCCGCUUCCGCAGCCUUUAAUACCAUGCUUCCACCGAUAGGCCAACCCUCAUUGCGUCAUGCAGAGAUGGAUGCUGCUGGGAAUGGCAUACCAAACAUGAACGGCUUGAAUGGAACGUAUCCCACAAAGAACGUUAAUGGCGGCACUGUUUCUGUCCUUUUGCGACGAUUGGCGCCGAAAUACAGCAACGAAUUACUACAUGGUCUACUUACAUUUUCCCAACACUUAGUCGAUUAUGCCUUCGUUCCUAACGAACACCCCGAAGACGGCCAGUGUCGCUCUGCGAUCGCGCGAUUUGAAACGAGAGCUGCAGCAGAGGAAGUUCGAAACGCCCUCCAUGGUAAACUCAACAGCACGGGUGAAGCCAAUAUGAUUGUUGAAAUUCUUAACACCCCUCCAGCCUCACUGGUGCGCCGCAAUACAAUCGAUCAUGCGUCAACUCGUACCCUGUCAAAUUCUACAUCCCAAAUCAGUGCUCCGUCGGUCUUAACGCGCCAGGCGUCGCUCUUUAAUGGUGCUUUCCAGGCGUUCGAGAGAGCAGGGAAUCAUGAGCUUCCAGCGCCAGAAGGGAAUUCCCAACUCACAUCUAUAUUUUCCCCUCAGUCGCCUAUCGAAAAUUCAGUCAAUGACCGCUCUUACGGGUCUGGCAAGAUGAUGAUCAAACAGGAUCCGGACGAAGAUACCGGUGACUUGCUGAAUGACCCUGUUGGGUAUGCGCGGAAUUGCCCUUCUAAUCCGGCAGCUUUACAGCGACGCUUGACCAACCCGCCAGUCCCGCUAUCACAUUUUGCCAACCUCUCGUUAUCAACAAAUGUUAGCAACCCAAUGCAGCAAUUGAGUGGCGCUCGAUCAAACACGAAUAUUGGAACUCCCACCAGUACAAUACCGCCCGGCCUUUCAUCCACGAUGGUACCAAAUCCGGGAUACAUGCAUGCUUCUCAGUACCAUCGGGUAAAUUACCCACCCGUCAAUCCGGCCGAUCAAAACCCUCCUUGCAAUACUUUAUACGUGGGCAAUCUCCCACAUGAUACCUCAGAAGACGAGCUGAAGGCUUUGUUUACCAAACAGCGUGGAUACAAGCGACUCUGCUUCCGGAAUAAGCAGAACGGACCUAUGUGCUUCGUUGAAUUCGAAGACAUUUCUUUUGCGACUAAAGCCCUGCACGAGCUGUACGGAUAUCAACUUUCCAACAGUGUCAAAGGCGGCAUUCGUCUUAGUUUCUCUAAAAACCCGCUUGGGGUUCGCCCAGGGCCUCCCCCCGGGAUGAACGCAACACCCAAUACUAAUGCUGGGAAAACAGCAAAUGGCACAGGAAUGCCACUUUUCGCGACUGCGAACACCUUCCCACCUGGAUUGGGCAUCCCUCCUGGUUUUGCAAAUGCAAACAAUUCAAUCAAUCCUAUGGCUGGCAUCAACAACAACUCUGCGGCCAACAACGCCUUUAAUGGGCACUCAACGCCGGGACUCGGAAUGAACCCUGGCGCUAUUGGAACAUCGCGUUCGCAAACUCUUAAUGGUGGACCCGUUGGUGGAAUGGCAGGUCCAAAUAUGGCAAACAUGAACGUCACUGCUUUUGCUGAUUUCAUGGGCCGAUAG
Molecule: messenger RNA, 1776 nt
Organism: Histoplasma capsulatum G186AR
Lineage: Eukaryota; Fungi; Ascomycota; Eurotiomycetes; Onygenales; Ajellomycetaceae
Product: RNA binding protein
Exons: 1
Coding region: 1-1776 (591 amino acids)
Molecular function (GO): mRNA binding
Source: RefSeq, a predicted model, not a curated record